GGCGGACGGGUAGUUUUCUAGUGUUUGUGCAUUUAGACUCUGAGUCUGAAAUUAGUGUCAUUGAGAGCAGGAGGAAUUAAACGUGUAGAGACAGACAGCCACCAAACGCACAGUCAUCAUGCUGAUCCUCCUCGCUGCCAUCUUUGCCCUGCACAUCCUCUGCAUCAUCCUCCUCCUGGUGGCUACUAUUGACAAUGCCUGGUGGAUGACUGACACUAUCGCCACUGACGUGUGGGCCCGGUGGGUGUUGCAGAACGGAGUGUGGAACUACACCGAUCUCCCCACAGGACCACACUACCCACAAGAUUACCUCCAGGCAGUGCAGGCCAGCUCGGUGCUAGCUUGUAUAUUCUCCAUCCUGGGCAUCUUUGUGUUUGUGGCUCAGCUCUUCACCCUCGACAAAGGACGGAGGUUCACCAUCUCCGGCAUCUUUCAGUUCCUGGCCUGCCUGUGCAUCAUGAUUGCAGCCUCCAUCUACACAGACCGCUUCCACAUCGAUGAGACGAAUGGUUGGUACGGUCACUCCUUCAUCCUGGCCUGGAUCGCCUUCGCUCUCACGUUCAUCUCCUCCAUCACUUACUUUGUGCUACGCAAGAAAACGGCGUGAGAAGGACACUAGAGCUUGCUCCAACCUGCCCAACACCUUCGGCUGGAUCUGCUCUCUCAGCUAAAAAUCUGGGUUUAGUUACAGUGAGGUAGAGUUUAUAUUUGCCUGUGUUGGACGUCAGAUUUGAGCUGCUAAUGUUUAUUCAGCGACAGAUACAGCAGACCUGUUGAUCCUCUCAAAUACAUACUGGUGUUUAAUUGAGUCUGGUUCCAGUUUUGGUUCUUUCUGCAGUAACAGGCAAACUCAGUUAAUCACAGUUGUAUUUGAGCGUAUUUUUCAAACCAGAGUUUGGCCUUAAUUUCUUGGGGACAUCUAAGAAUUUUGUAUAAUUUUGUAAUAAUUUUUGUAGUUAUCUGAAGAAAGACGGUCUGAUAAAUUAAGAUCCAUCACUGUUUCUGUCUUCUAACAAAAGCAGGUUGAAGAGUAAAAUCUGUAGUCUUUUUUUUUGUUGUGUAAUGUACAUUUAUAUAUGGAAAUGAGUGCUGGAUAAAAAGGGGAGAGUUUAUGAUUUUAGUAUAUAGUGUUUUCGAUAUUAUAUUGUUAGUAUUGUUAUCUGCUCUGGUCUGACUUCAUGUAAUGUGCCACUAAUUAAACAAGAGUGUAACUACAACGUGAUGCCAUCAGUUUUCAAAGUGCCUGGAAAAUUUGUGCCUGUUGGAAGAAAUUAAAAGUCACAUGUCAUAGAUUUGUGUGUAAUCUAAUGAUAAGACUAUGCAAGGAUAUAAAGCGUGUAAUCAGUGGUGUAACACUGUUUGUUUUAUAAUUAUUUGUGAUUAGGAAAAACAUCAAACCGCUUUAAGUGUUAUAGUACAACAGCUUCGCGAGGAACUAUCAAACUAAUAAAGAGACAUAAAGUGGUGGGUUUUUUUUCCAAACGCGUCAGAGUAACGACCUUGUGAGAACUGCCUUUGUUACACUCACGUAUGAAACUUGCAAUAUUACAUAAAUCAGAUAUCCUGCCUGGGUGAGAAUGAGGUCAUAUACCACUAACACGUCAACCUUUCAUAUACCCUCGAUCAAGUCAGCUCUGUUUCAACACAAUGUGACUCCUCCAGUGUGAGGUAUAAUGUGUAAAUAUGUUUUGUUUCCCAUGAUGCUCCGUAUGUCCAAUGCUGUUUUAUUUUUGCUACUGUUACUUGGCAACGACAAUGACAAUGAUUUUUACUACAUUAAAACUUGAUUUUCAACUUAC
Seriola dumerili (greater amberjack) is the source of this 1799-nucleotide messenger RNA. Its product is annotated as epithelial membrane protein 2-like. Gene Ontology annotation, cellular component: plasma membrane. The transcript has 5 exons. NCBI's taxonomy places the organism in Eukaryota, Metazoa, Chordata, Actinopteri, Carangiformes, Carangidae. Bases 119 to 607 code for a protein of 162 amino acids. The record is from RefSeq and is a predicted model, not a curated record.